Molecule: messenger RNA, 2219 nt
Organism: Phytophthora nicotianae INRA-310
Lineage: Eukaryota; Oomycota; Peronosporomycetes; Peronosporales; Peronosporaceae
Exons: 1
Coding region: 97-2106 (669 amino acids)
Cellular component (GO): endoplasmic reticulum; membrane
Molecular function (GO): long-chain fatty acid-CoA ligase activity
Source: RefSeq, a predicted model, not a curated record
CGCAUCUUUGCUGACCCGUUUCUCAUCUUUGCUGGCGCAGCGGGAUCAUGGUCGAGUCCCGCCCGCCACUCGCCAAGUCUCCUUCGUCGCACCAGCAUGCAGCGCCUACAACGCUCGUCUCGCAUCGGCAGUUUCAGCGGUCGAUUGGCGCCACGCUGGCUGCGCUCGCUCUCGAUUUCCAGCGCUGAUGUAUCCGUGUCAUACUCACACGAGCUCCCAAGCGUGCCUCGCAUUGCUGGACGUGGCCCUGCUCGAGUAUGCCCCAUUAAGACACCCUACAAGCCCCACAUGACGCUCUACACCAACCUACUAGAUCGCGCCAAAAUGGAUGACGGCAGCCGCCCCAUGUUCGGCUCUAGACCCGUGGACCCAAUGACAGGAGUGGCAACAGGCGACUACGAAUGGAAAACGUUCGCCGAGUUCCUCGACCACGUAGACGAAACCGCGUCGGGCAUGAAGCGCGCACUAGGACUCGGACGACAAGAUAUGGUAGGCGUCUUCAGUCGCUCGCAGUACGAGUGGACAUUAGUGGAGCAGUCCUGCAAUCGGAUGGCCUUCACGCUCGUGCCGCUGUACGACACUCUAGGCCCCAGUACCGUGCCAUACAUCCUCAACCACACCGAGAUGAAGGUGGUUUUCUGUGCCAAGGAGCAGACAGCCACACUGCUGCACUGCCUGCCACAGUGUCCACAUUUAAAGACGAUCGUGCAAUACGAGAGCAACUUAAACGAGCAGCACGUAGCGGAAGCGAACAAGCGGGGAGUGAAGAUCUGGACGCUGGAAGACAUCGUGAAGAUCGGAAGAGAUCAUCCAGCAGACGCUGAUCCGCCUAAACCAGAGGAUCUGAGCACUAUCUGUUACACUUCAGGCACUACGGGUACCCCUAAGGGAGUGCUGGUCACGCACGCUAACUUUGUGAGUGCUGUGAACGCUUACCGACCCAUGAUUAAAGCCAACCGCGACGACGUGUACUUCAGUUUCUUGCCAUUGCCACACGUAGCUGAGCGAUUCUUACACGCAAUGAUGAUCACUGAGGGAGCAGCUAUUGGAUUCUAUCACGGUAAUGUGGCGCGUGUUCUGGAUGACGUGCAGGCGUUGAACCCGACAGUCUUCGUGGCUGUGCCGAGACUUAUGAAUCGCAUUGUUGAUCAAUUGAAGCACAAGGUCACGUCUACCGGAGACGUGAAACACAUCGAGUGCUUCUAUCGAGCGCUGGACGAGAAAAAGCGUUUAAACGUGUUGAAACACGAACAAUAUGAUGCUGAGUUGUUCGACGGCUUCAAGCCCGUUCUGGGUGGCCGUGUGAGGCAGAUUCUCACGGGCGCAGCCCCUAUUACAAGCGAAGUGAAGGAAUUCUUCCAGUAUGUCUUCGGUGUACCUGUUUUGGAGGCCUACGGCAUCACGGAAGCCUCUGGUGGUGUCGCCUGUUCUAGUGCAUCGAUGCCUCAAGGUCCUCAUGUAGGCGUUCCACUGCCUGGACUCGCUGUUCGUCUCGCAGAUGUACCCGAAAUGAACUAUUCGAGUGAUGAGGGAUACGGUGAAGUCUUGAUGAAGGGGCCCAACGUGUUUUCUGGGUACUACAAACAGCCAGAGUUGACUCGAGAGGUUCUUGAGGAUGGGUGGUAUGCCACGGGAGAUAUCGGCCGAUGGAAUCCUGACGGUACACUGAGUAUCGUCGACCGGAAGAAACAUAUCUUUAAGCUUUCUCAGGGGGAACACGUGGCUCCAGAGAAGAUUGAAGGUGUCUAUCAGAAGAGCAAAUUUGUCGGACAGGUGUUUGUGGAGGGAGAUUCGUUGCAGAGCUAUCUCGUCGCCGUUGUGGUACCUGACUCCGAAGUUGUUGCACACUCGCCGUUGAAAAACUGGGAAACGGAUGACAAACAGAGACGAGAAUUGGAGAAAUUGGUGCUUGCAGACAUGGAUGUAGUGGCUCGUGCUGACGGCCUGCACGGCUUUGAGCGAGUCAAGAAGAUUUAUCUGACCUCCGAGGCUUUCACAGUUGAGAAUGACCUUGUUACUCCGACGUUGAAGCCCAAAAGAGCGAAACUUGCCAAACACUUUGCUGAUGUGGUUAAAGCGCUGUAUGCCACGGCUCUUGAGGAGUAAGGAGGGCAUGUAGAGAGCUAGACAUGGAACGAACUUGAAUAAAACAAUUGCGCUGCACUCUUUAUCAGACAAUAUGAAUGCAAGUAGUGUUUUCGCAUCCUUGUUGUUUCUGG